This is a messenger RNA of Hydractinia symbiolongicarpus, 4015 nucleotides long. RefSeq lists its product as uncharacterized. The coding region runs from base 229 to 3234 and encodes 1001 amino acids. The transcript has 9 exons. Lineage: Eukaryota; Metazoa; Cnidaria; Hydrozoa; Anthoathecata; Hydractiniidae. Gene Ontology annotation, molecular function: protein binding. Gene Ontology annotation, biological process: signal transduction. The record is from RefSeq and is a predicted model, not a curated record.
UAUUGUUCUUUUGGUAGCUGGGUGCGAACAUGUAACAACAAGAAGAAAAUCUGGACGCUUUCGGCUGAAGGAUAAAAAAAAUUAAACUUUCUGUGUAAUUUAGAUGCGGUUAAUAGUAUGCUGUUUUUAUACCAAAUCCACCAGUUUCUGUUUUUAGACACAUAGUUCAAAUGAGUCAUAAUAACAUCUCCAUUUUCUGCAGAUGGUUUGUUAUAAUAGCCACUAAUAAUGGGUAUGAAAUGUGAAAGUUUGACCUUCCAAAAUGUGGAGAGAGGUCAUAAGAAGAUAUUGUUGGAUGGAAGAAAGUUAUCCAGCUUGCCAAAAGAGUUGUUUACAGCUACAAUUAUUUCAUCGUUAACCCUUUUGGAUAUCAGUAAUAACAAGUUGUUAGAAUUACCAACGGAAAUUAAAACCCUAAAAAAACUCAAUUAUUUAUACAUUAAUGGAAAUCAGCUGUCAAAACUGGACAGUAAUCUCAGUUGCCUGACAAAUCUAAAAGUGCUUGAUCUGUCCCGUAAUGCUAUUAGUAACAUUCCAGAUAGUUUUCGGAAUUUUGGAGAGCUUGAAUAUUUAAAUUUGUCUGGAAACUGUAUUAAAAUUUUACCAUUAUUUGUUAUUUCCCUGCCAUCCCUAAAAAAGCUAUUUCUUGUUCGAAAUCCAAAACUUCAGAACAUACCAAAAGAUGUUGCUCUAGCUGGAUUAGAAGCAAUACGAAUUUAUUUCAACAUUACUGGACUAUGUGGUAAUAAAAAGAUAUGUAAUAAAUCUUUUGCUGAAAUUUCUUUUACAGACUGUGUUUUCACAAGGAAUACUUCAAUAUUUGAAGGCCUUGUGAAACUCUUUGCAGAACAAAUGAAGUUGACAAGUGAUUUCAGACAUCAAAUACUGUCCAGAAAACUACCUCCUGACAAUAACUUUGAUCAAUCUAACAAGAAAACAGAGAUACCUUCUCACAAAUGUCACGAAAAAGAAAUUUUUUGCAAUAAUUGCAACAGGGAAAACAAAAUAUACAGGCAAUUAUCGCAUACCUCUGAAUAUGGGUCUAUGACUGAAUGCCCUGAUGUAGGGAAAUAUAUUGUGUGCCCUUCGAUUGACAGCUGUGAUGGAAAUACUGGAAGUUUCACAUCUGAAUAUGACAUUAACAAUGAAACAUUUUCUAGUAUUGAAAGCGAAAAAGAUGUGGAAGAGGAAAAGGAACUUGUUAGUAAUUUUGAAUACCACUUCUACAUUGAUGCUUUUCAAGAUGUAGUUAUCAUAAACAAAGGAAUAAAGCUGACCAUUCCAAAACGCAACAUAUCAGGGCAUUCUGCAGAUUUAUUUGAUAUUGACGUGAUCAGUGAUGACAAAUACAAACCAAACCUUGAUUCUUGGUCAGUGCUUGCCAGCAACAUUGUACACCUUGGUCCACAUGGAACAAAAUUCUACACACACAUGCCAGCAACUGUUAAAAUACCUAUAAGUGUGUGUAUUGAGCCGGGUGAUAAUAUCAAAUGUUACACAAGUGACACAGAUAUUGAUGAGCCAACUGACUGGGAGGUAUUUGUACCAAAAAAUCUUCACAUUGCUGGAUCAUACGUUCAGUUUGAAGUAACCCAUUUUUCUUUAUUUGCUGUUGUCGUUACAAGACCUAGACCAAAAACCCAUCAAAAGAUAACAUCAAAUGGAGGAGAUGUUUUGCUUCGAAAUGAAAAGGAUGCAAUAAAAGUACAUUUUCCUUCACAUGCUUUCCUUGUUGAAGAGAUUUGUGCAUCAAUAGAAUUGUUAUAUUAUGAUACGUUUUAUGUAUCAACUGAAUUGUUUGCAACAGACAUGCAUGCAUUAGCUGGGCCUGUAAUUUCACUUGGUCCUGAUGGAUGCCAAUUUAAUGCAAAUGUCAGUGUCACAAUCCCUUUGCCAAAAGGUAAAGAAUUUCUUGAAUGGCAUAGUAAUCCAUCUCUGCUGUUCAUGUGUAGCCAAACUACUGUUGGCUGCAAACCAGAUUGGCAGAUGUUUGUACCUGAUCAUACCAUUAACUGGGAUACCAACCCAUGCACUGUGACAUUUGAAGUGAAUCACUUCACUAUGUUUUCAGUGUUUUGGAAUGUUCUAGAUGCAACUUUACCAGAACAUUUGAAACUGCAUGCUUCAUCUCAUGUACCACAUUUUAGUUUCUGGGUUUACUAUCAAGCCUUCAUGACUGAUUGCAACGUCAACAAACAGUUCGGGUUGUGUGUUAUGUGUCAUCGACUUGGGAAUCAAACGAUUCAUGGAUUACAUCAGUACCCUUGUGAAGUGGGCUGCUGUAAACCGCGAAAAAUGAAAACUGGAAAGUUUGAUAUACAAUUGAAAUCUGGUAUGUUUGAAGCUGAUCAAUCAGUAGGCGAAUCCUUAGAACUUUCAAAAGUGGUUGACUUCGCUGGACAUGAUUUGGAUAUUCACUUUGCAUGUAAGUUUAACACAAAUCCUGUGCCUGAAGUGGGUUUAUUUGGUAAAGUGGAGAUUUCACCAUUGCCAGAAGAGGAUGGGGAGCAGUUUUCCUUCAACCUUAUCAAGAGUGUUCAAAAUAAUAAAUCGAAUGAAUUAGGAAGUAAAAAGUCACCAACAGAGUGGGAGAGUAAAGUUACGAAGGAGCUGGCAGGCAUGCUCAGCAUUGAUGAUCACAUGUGGAGAGAGCUGGCUCUUGCUCUUGGUUACAAUCGCCUUGAGAUUCAAACAAAAUUUUCUGCACAGCUUGAACCAAUCCAUGAAAUGUUGGCCGAUUUUAUGAGUCGUGGAGGUACACCUGAUGAAUUUACGUCUGCCAUGUAUAAAGUGGCCAGGAUGUUCAAACUGGUUCCGUUGAACGAGAUGAGAGAAAAUCAAGAAAACAGAAGAUUGGAAGCCAUGCAAAGAAAGCAACAGAUGUCUGAAGAACAACCUGGAUUUUGUGUAUCGAAUGUUAGCCUUAAAAACAAUAUGGGAAAACGAAAGAGUGACGCUUUGUAUUCUAAAGAACCGUUGAGUGAAUCGAAAUUCGAUGACAUUGCAGCGGAAAUUUCUAAAUCUUGGAAGUCAAUUGGUCGUAAGCUAAAUGUUUCCGAACCGGAAUUGCGCGAAAUCGAAUUAAAUUAUCAACAUUCUGGUGAGAAAGAAAAGGCCUUUCAAAUGUUAAUCGCGUGGCGUGAAAGAGACCCCGAUAAUUGUGUUUCGGGGACUUUGUUCACUGUACUUCACAACUCCGGAUUGAAAUAUACUGCCAGUAAAUGCAUGCAGUGAAGGGGUCUGCUUGACGCACAAUAGUUUGGUUCUAUCAGCAUAGAAAGGGUGUGUGUUUUAUAAUUUUUAUAUCACACCAGGGCGAUAUAUAGUAAAUCAGAAUGUGCAACGACUGUAACAUUUAUGGCAGAUGUUUAAAGGAGUUGUGAAGAGAAUAUUUAAUGUACAUAGGGAUAUAUUUUGUUUUGUUAAAGUAAUUUUAUUAACUAUAGCUGCAGAGACAAUGCUAAAAGAUUGUAAUGUAAAAACAGUAUGAAGUAAAAAGACGUAUAAUCAAGAACGAAAAACAUUUUUUGCUCAACGCUUUAAAAAUACAGACCAGAAUGUUCUUUUUAUGCGACGUGUAUGACAUGCUGUGCAUUGUCUAUACUGCUGGUCAGUAAAAUACACGAGGUAUAAAAAGAAAUAUCAAUUUAUAGAACUUAUGUCAUCUGAUAGCACUAUUUAUCCGACGAAGUCGAUGAUUUAAUAACCUUUUUAUAUAUUUGUAUUUAUUGAUUAAUUUAUCUAUUUAUGAAGCAAGAUAAUUUUUUAAGUAUUCCCGACUAUGUCGAUGAUUUAGAAAAGCAAAGCAGAUAUGACUCUGUUAAUUUAUUUGUAUAUAAUACGAAUUAUUUUACUUAUUGGCAACCACAAUUUCAUACAGUUUUACCGUUUGUAUAUUUUUGUCCAACAAAUUAUUUAUUUAUUUUGUACAUAAAAAAGAGAAGUAAUGACUAUUCUGUAAAAAAUGAUGAUUAAAAAAGAAAAGAGAAAUUUAAUGACCAGAUGGGUCAAUGCA